CGGCAGAUCAAUGGUGGGAGGGGAGGCGGGAGGAAGCCCAGCCUGACGUCAGGAAACUUUCUCGGUGGCUGAGCCGGGAGCUGAGGCUGAGCCGGGCGCUCGCGGAGCCGCUUCUUUCUCUGGGUAUCUCACAAGGGCCGGCCCCGGCUGCCACCCUCCAUCACUGCGCAAGUGCAUUGAAAGCUACAAAGCAGAAACGAUACAAGUUGAAAGAUGUUGACAAAUGAGUGAUAUGCGAUCAAGUGUCUGUUGUGCCCCUGGCCAAGAAAUUUUAAAAUACUAGGGUUGAAGUGCCACAAAACAGAAAACAUAUUUGACUGGCUGAUUCUCAACAUGAACCGUGCUUUCAGCAGAAAGAAAGACAAAACAUGGAUGCACACUCCUGAGGCUUUAUCAAAGCAUUAUAUUCCCUACAAUGCAAAGGUCACAGCCACUGUUCCAUAGCAGGCCAUCACAAUAUUGAGUGUACAACUGUACCUGGAAAGCAAGACUGUGAAAUUCCCGUUUGCUGCAUAUAAAAUAAUGAAUGGUCCAGAAAAGUUUCUUGGCAGUACAGAAGUGGAGCAACCCAAAGGUACAGAAGUUGUGAGAGAUGCUGUUAGAAAACUAAAGUUUGCAAGACAUAUCAAGAAAUCUGAAGGCCAGAAAACUCCGAAAGUUGAAUUACAAAUCUCAAUUUAUGGUGUAAAAAUUCUAGAUCCAAAAACAAAGGAAGUCCAGCACAAUUGCCAGCUUCAUAGGAUAUCAUUCUGUGCUGAUGAUAAAACUGACAAGAGGAUAUUUACCUUCAUAUGCAAAGAUUCUGAGUCAAAUAAACACUUGUGCUAUGUAUUUGACAGUGAAAAGUGUGCUGAAGAGAUAACUUUAACAAUUGGUCAAGCAUUUGACCUGGCUUACAGGAAAUUUCUGGAAUCUGGAGGAAAAGAUGUUGAAACAAGAAAACAGAUUGCUGGGUUACAGAAAAGAAUUCAAGAACUAGAAACUGAAAAUAUAGAACUGAAAAAUAAGGUACAAGAUUUGGAGAACCAGUUAAGAAUAAAUCAAAUACAUACAUCUCCACUGCUGCACAUAAAGUCUGAUAAUGAUCAACAUAUAUUUCAAAGACCCUCCACCUUUUUCUGGUGUAAUAAUGAGGAUUCAACUCCUUGUUUAGAUAUCUCUUCCAUUACACUUACUCCUAUGAGCUCUCCUGACUCCAGACUAUCAUCUGGACUAUUAACACCACCACCUUCAAAAAGUGGUCUUCCAAAGCCAGUCAGUGAAUACAGCAUCCCAAGACCUCGUGCAGGCAGUGUGACACCUAAAUCACCCUCCACUGACAUCUUUGAUAUGGUUCCCUUUUCUCCCAUAUCCCCUCAGUCAUCAACACCUACUCGCAAUGGCACACAGCCUCCUCCAGUACCCAGUAGAUCUGCAGAGAUCAAGAGAGACCUUUUUGGAGCAGAACCAUUUGACCCUUUUAGCUGUGGAGCAGGAGAUUUCCCUCCAGACAUUCAGUCCAAACUAGAUGAGAUGCAGGAGGGGUUCAAAAUGGGACUAACUCUUGAAGGCACAGUAUUUUGUCUGGACCCACUAGACAGCAGAUGCUGAUGUCAUGACCAGAAAUUUGAAAUUCUUAUAUGAUCCUUUAUUUUUAAUUCAGAACAAGUAUUAUAGAUGUUAUUCAUGUGCCAAAAAAUAUAUUUUUAAACAUGGUAACUCUUGUGAAGUUUGCUUCUGUAAAACUCCAACUUAGGUUCCCUGUACAAAUGUAAAAAGUCACACUUGUAUAUGAAAUAUGAAUUAAAUUACACUGUUGUAUUUCUCGCUCUCAUACUUGGACAAACAUUUGCAAUACCUAAGGAGUAUUCACUUUAAGCUGGGAAAGUUCUUUAAUCAACUCAUAGAUACCUCUUUCUGUUAGAAGACAAUAUAAUUUUUGCAUAAUAUUUGAGUGGUGACCUUUUAAAAUUAAUCGUCUCAAGCCACUAUUUAAUUUCAGGUCAAUGGGAUGAUUAUUGUACAAUACAAAAUUUAAAUACCAAUUAAGGAAGUAAAACAUACUGAAAAUUAGUAUGUACAUAAAGGAUAAAUCUGGAUGCCAUGUAAUUAAUUCCAGUUAACUGUACACAAUCACUAUAAUAUAUGAAUAAUGUUAUUGUUAGCCUAUUACAUCUGUAAUAUUUUAAGCCUUUAAUUCACAUUUUAAAAAGUAAAAAUAUCAGAUUAAUUGUCAAUAUGCUAGCUAAUGUUUGAUAAGUGUGUUAGGGAGGUCUAGUAUACAUGUUACAGUUAUUUUGUAAAAUGGACAAACUUAAUGCUAUGCAUUUCUGGUUUGAUGUUUUACAGCUAAGCUAGUUGCACAUAUUAUAUGAUGUUUGUAAUUUGGAAUUCAUUACAUGACAGCUAUAUUUAAUGUUCUGAAAACUAAGACCUUCAUGCUAAAGAACACAUAGUAACCCCACUGCAUUCACUGGGUCUACUCGUGUGUAAAAGUACUCGCAUGCUAACGUGUUUGCGGGGGUGGGGCCUUCAAAUGUUGAGAAACAAUGUAGUGUUACUGUUAAAUGUCACACUGCAGCUCUACAGCUUACAGCAACAACUCAGUGCAAGCUAAUAAUGAAACCUUAAAUACCCAUAAAUAGGUCACAUAACAGAGCUAGAUAUUAAAAAUAUCUUGCAUUGUGAUGAAUAGUCACACACACAAAAUAUUGCUGCUGGGUGUUAGUAUAUUGUUGACUUGACUAUGCGUACUUUUCACUAACCUUUAACAUAAGCAGUAAGUGAACAUAUGAUUUGUGAAUGUUUGCAUUCAGCCAUGAACUUGUUCCUUAAUGUUUAUACUUUGCCAUGAUUUUGUUCAGUGUGUACCAUGCCCAAAUUUUAUGUUAAGGAUAUUCCCUUCCAUCCAUAAAACCCUCAUUAACUCCCCCCUCCCUAUUAACAACACACAUAAGUAGAAAAAGAACUUUCAGGGGAUUUUUAGUAUGGUUGGUUGGGGUCUUCCCCCCACCCC
This is a messenger RNA of Chrysemys picta bellii (western painted turtle), 2995 nucleotides long. The record is from RefSeq and is a predicted model, not a curated record. Lineage: Eukaryota; Metazoa; Chordata; Testudines; Emydidae.